Molecule: messenger RNA, 5213 nt
Organism: Pocillopora meandrina
Lineage: Eukaryota; Metazoa; Cnidaria; Anthozoa; Scleractinia; Pocilloporidae
Source: the annotation of a GenBank genome assembly
AUGCAGCCAAGUGAAAUUGCCAUCCCGUUGGGCUGCCUGUCAUUGCUGAUCGUAGUUACUAACAGCUGUGUGUGCCUCUUGGUGUAUUUACAUCCCAAGCUAAGGACUUACACCAAUGGAUUCGUUGUGUCCCUUGCAGUGUCAGACAUACUCACAGGUGCCCUCCUUUUGCCUUUGUACAUUGCUUUGCCAAUGCACCCUGUCACAGGAUACAUCGUAAGCGCUAUUUUGCUUACGGGGGUCGCCAAUGUUUUUUUAGUGACUUUAGACAGAUACCUGGCUAUAAAAAAACCUUUUAAUUACUAUGCCGUCAUGAGGAGAUAUUUCUUCAAAUUCAUUGUAGGUUCUUGGAUUGUUCCUUUGUUUGUGUCAAUCAUUCCUCUCAUUUGGGGGUCAAAAGACAAUAUACUAGCUCAAACAAUCUACAUGUUUAUGCUACAAGGUAUGGGCGUUGUUGUGCCGUAUUUAUUUGUGUGUAUAGCCUACUACCAGAUCUUUCAGCAAGCUAGGCAUAUUGUCAAGCGUUUACGACGAGAUAGCAGUCUCGGCAGCUGGCGAGGCAAACGGGACAACAAAGAUAAACUGAAGAAAAACUCUAACAGCACGAUGGCUUCAGAGACAAAAGUUGCCAAGAUGUUUGCACUGAUAUCUAUUUCCUUCCUCUUAAGUUGGACGCCAGUGUUAUACUUGACCAGCGUUAUGUUUGCAAUCACUGAUAGAAACACUGUGGAAAUGUUAUCGCCGGUGUGGCUUUUGGAAUUCUCUUUGUUUACUGUCGCACUGGGCUCUGCGGUCAAUCCAAUAGUCUACUCUUUCUUCAAACCCGACUUCCGGGGCAUUAUCAAAAAAAGAUUUCCUAACCGAACUCCUUCGUCAACUCUGAAACAGGAUUCAACAUAUGUUAUUGAUGUUGCUGUGAUAGUAAAGAACCUUAAAAAUGAAAAACAUGGCAAAGAAACCGACCUAUGAGAACUGUGAAUAUAACGCUUGGAAUUCAUCAAACAGAACCAAACUCCGCCUUAAGAUAACUCUAGUAUGUGUGUGAAAAGAAUUUGUUAUUUUCUAGUUUCGCUGUCACUAAUUGAUUCCAAACCAGCCAAAAUACUUAGUAAAUACUACUAAUCAAACAGCCCGUUACAAGACCGCCGCGGGCAUGAACAAUUAGUCCUAUCACCACUUAAUGACUUAAUCCAUGAAUAUUUUUUCACUUUCAUUAAAUCAACAGUUAUGUAACUUAUGUUGGAAAAAUUAGUUUCACAGGACUCGGCGGAUGCAUGAUUCGUGAGUUUUGUCUGACAACCAGAUGUUGCAUAUAAUGGUACUUAGCAAUUUUUUGGAAAAACGUGAAAAGGAGCACGACAUGGCAUGUGACACUGUUCCACUUUUAUGAUUAUCUUUAUGCUUACGAGAAAACUGGUAUCAACAAGUGGCAGAUAUUUAAUUAACAUCGAUAUGGAUCAUCGAAGUGGCUGAAAUCCGUUCAAUAGAUUUGAUGUGGUGCUUACUCGCCAUAUGAUGACUUGAGAUACGGAAAUGUUAGCCUUAUCUUUUAACACCCCAACCCCUAUAAAAAAGUAAAAGAUGCCGGAUAAAAAUUCCGUUUGUUCUUGUUGUCAUAAUCGGUUUAAGGAAUUCUUGCCCCGUGCGUCGCUUGAUGUAACUAUGGUGGGAGGGGGAGCAAAGGUUAGAUAAAACAACGAGAUUCAAAAUAUGCGCAUGCAACCGGUAAGAAUAGUAAACCAAAGAUGGAUAGCUACCAAGAAAUACACAUAAGAAGAAAAAAUUAAAUCAGUAACAUCACAGUGUAUUUUAUAGAGAGACAGAUAUCGGAAAAUGGUGGCAAUGAUUAUUUACAGUGAAAUAACAAUUGCAAUGAAAAAAAAUCCAAUUUAAACUUUAUUCUUACAUCUAAGAUGACCGUUAACUGAGCUUCGUUUGAUGCAUCUGUUUAUUAUUCAGUAAUAGUUAAAAAUAUAUCUAAGACUGAAUUGUUAUAUUAAACCAACUUGAUUUCUUCAAGUGUAUAUUUAACCCUCAAAGCUAGCAAUUGAAGGUCUAUAAAUUGAUGGAUUGAUCGAUUAACCGAUUCAUCGACAAGGUAAGAAACGACUAUAUCAAUCAUUUCAGCUCGUGUUUGAAAACGAGGGUUCUUGACAACUCGUUACAACAACCACGUCUAGCUUUUUUUUAUCACUAUGAAACGUUCUUCUUGGCACGUUUACAGCACAUCAAAUUACCUGUACCGAAUUGGGUAAAGCCGAAGAGAAGGUAGAGCGAUAUGCUAAGUUGCUGCACAUGUUUUGUUCGCUUAGAUAUUCUGUGGCCUACCUAUGAACACAUUUCGUUUAUUUUGCAAAUUUUCAUCUUAAGAGGAAAAAAAUCGUCCACCAUCUGCACCACAAUCAAUCUUUUCUUGGCUAUGGUAAACACUUGAACAAAGGAUGAAAGAAAAUAGGUAAUUCCACAGAGAUGUAAGUUUCCAAAUUUUAAAAACUAGCCAUACUACUUAAGAAACAUUUCCAGAGACCGACGCAGUAAAAUAACGAUCUAGUUAGCCAACAAAAAAUUAGGCAUAUUCUAAUUAUCAACUUGAAUUUUUAUUGGCCAAGAAUUUGAUCAUACCCGUUUGCGAAUGUGAUAAAUUAAGACAAGACAUUCUAAGAUCUGAGACGAUCACCUCCAAAUUAUUCACUAAUAAUCAAGUGGCUUUCGCUUUUUAAGAGAAAGCUAAUUUAAGAGAUACUGAAAAUUCAAAAUUAAAUGAUUGUCGCAAAUGUUAUUCGCAAUUUGCGGCAUGAGUUCAACAAUACACAGCUACAAUUAUCUUUAGGAGCGUAAAGAAAGCCGCCAGGCAACAAAAACAUUUUUGAGAAAAAAGGAGUCUUCUUUGCAACCUUGCUUUCUUCUAUUUCUUUACUUUAAAUCAUUUUUCUUUUUAUAAUGAAGAUCAGUUCUUUAUCUGUGUGAUCAAGUGUGGAGGUGAACAUGACCUUUAGCAUGAGAAGUGAUCAUCCUGCAGAAACGAUUGUUUUAAUAAACAUCGUUACAUUAUCGCCUCUUUCACCUGAGCGGGCCAUUGAUUUUCACGCAGAAUUUUGUGGAAUCUUAGCCCUUAAACUCUUCAACAUCUUUCAUUUUUCACAGAACUGAUUUUAAUUUCGCCUACAAUUCGCUUCCUCUAAUUACAAAUUACACUCGUACGUGGUUCAGCUGCUGUAAAGUGUAUAUUUGUAAUAAGGUAUACCAAUAGAAAUCAAGGUGGUUUUCCAGUGGAAAGUGGGCAAUAUUGAUGCGGAAACACAACAGGCUUUCGACUUCCCUUCGUUCCUGUGACUCAUGAUGGUGUUUUGCAUAAACGAGGAAAACAUUACCGAACGUUUAUCUUGGUUUUCGCCUAAGUAUGCCCAUUAGCUCUCUUCGUAUGCAAAACAAGACUGUACUUAAGUGUAUUUUAAUGAAUAUAAUGUACUUGCUCUAUGGCUAGUCUCUUCAUACUGAAGAAAGCUUUGUAUGUCAUUAACGAAUCUUAAUUGCUCUUUAGUGCAUUUCAAAGCGUUGAACAAGAAAAUAAAUAUUGUCUCAUGUUUAUGCGACUGAGUAGCACCACUGAAGUGGUUGGUUAGUUUUCUUUUUCAAAGGGCAAUUAAGAUUCAUUUCCGAUCUCAAUGUUUGUUGUAGAUUUCUCAAUAAUUGGUUUUCAGGAUCGAGAGGUUGCACAAAACGUGAUAGGAGUAUCAACACCGCAAAAAUAUCCGUAAAAGUAACCAGUGCAAAUGAAAGUAAGAAAUAGUACUUUAAUCAGGCAAACUGAAUGCAUCCAGGAUCUUGUAAAGAGUUGUGGUGGAUUUCAAUUGUACACUCGGAAGCCUUUAUUGCUUUUUAAUGAGCUCUCGUGGGACGUUACAAUUUAUUCAUAAAGGAAGGAAAACCAACAACAUUGAAAUCAUUGCGGUACUACGCUCAGCACGGGAUUAGGAAACUAUCAAAGAUUUUCAAGAUUGUAGAUUGUAGAAUAUAUUCAUCGCUUGAACACCUACGAGAGACAACCACAAAGUCGGGAAUAACCUUGGUACUGGUGAUCAAUGACAACAAAGUGCUACCAUAGUCAACUCUUCGGCAAUUUUAUCGCACCAAAACAAGCUGCCCACAGAGUUGAAUACGUUUAUUAGGAAAACACAAAAGGAAGACAAUUAUAGAAGUCAGCGCUGCAUCAAAACGUGCUCUGCCGAAAAAUGGCUGAAACUGAUCACAACGCGGAUUUUGUGGUAGUAUCUCUGAGCAUUCUUUCAAUUCUCAUCGUUUUAUCGAACCUUUGCGUUUGCCUCUUGGUUUAUUUCAAGAAAGAUCUUCGAACCAACACCAAUUGGCUAAUGGUGUCACUCGCCGUGUCGGACAUUUUAACAGGAGGAGUUUUGCUGCCUGUCUACCUCAUCAAGCCUUCUUCGAUUAUAACAGGUUAUUUAGUGUGUAUGAUAUUGCUCUCUGGUGUUGCAAAUCUAUGCACUGUGACCUAUGAUCGAUAUGUUGCCAUAAUGAAGCCACUGGAAUACUCAUAUCGGGCGCCUAAGAAACUCAAAAUAGGUCUCGCACUUUCGUGGGUGCUUCCAGCAAUUUACUCCUUACUCCCUCUGUUUUGGGAAACUGAUUCAACUCGAAUAAUACAUAGGGCAUAUAUGGUCUGCAUGAUGUUUUUCGGCAUCAUCCUGCCUUACAUCUUCAUUACGUUUGCCUACGUACGAAUGUUUAAGCAAGUUCGCCGAAGCCUGACAAUGAAAAAGAAUUUGGAUUCUCUUAGAGUGCACAAGAACGAACGAAAACGAUUGCAUUCUGAAGCCAAAGUAGCCAAAGUUUUCUCCAUAGUUGCUUCAGCUUUUCUACUCUGCUGGCUACCAAUCGUCUACAUAACAACUGCAGACAUCAUCUUUAAUAGACCUAACAUCAUCCCAUAUGCACUGUCCAUUAUUUCCUUUUUCACCAUAGCAACCAGUUCAUUGGUAAAUCCACUUAUGUACGCGUUUCUGAAACCAGAUUUCAAGAAGGCCAUCCGGACUUGCCUUCGUGAAUGCACUCGUAAAGAAACAGCAUCCACCAUUCGCAAUCUUCCUCUGGCCGCUUUAACCAUUGGAGGACGCGAGAGGAUAUACGAAGCAAAAUUGCCUAAUAACAUUUCAGCAAAGACCGAGGAAUUAUUAUCCAAAGAAAAUAAUGACUCU